AGGCAAUCUCAUCUGCUCCAUAGUCCCAGUCAGCUUCGGCGAAAAGGCUCUUCGAUGAGCAAUCAUCCUCACUCCUUCGCACCAGAACAUAGACGACGUCAAGAAGUAGUUGACGACGUCCCAGAGCAAGUCACUCCACCUCAGUACAGCCGGCCCCUACCCAAAGAGGGAAGCAGCGACAGCAACCCGCUCGAUUCGUCCUCGUCCUUUGACUUGGCAGACUUCGCCGUGCCCUUGCCUUCUGGUCGACCACCAUCUUGGCUGGCCAAGCUUCCACCUGGACCCAAGGAGACGCCAACACAGUCGAUCCGCAAGAAGCAUCGCAGCGUGCGCUCCCUGACGAAGGAAUACGAGUCGUCGGCGCCCUGUGCCUUAUCGUCCUCUUCGCCUCUGGGCUCAGCAGCAACGACGCCCUCGCCCCAUUCCGGCACUUACGACCCGUUCAAUAGUAGGCCAAAUACAAAGCGCGCGACGCCUGAUAGCAAGGUGGCUUCCUCAUCACCCUCGUCUGUCCCCGCCUCCGCUGCGCCCCUCUCACCGCGCAACUCGAACAGCCUCGCUGCUGCAUCGACGCAAAUGGCAGAGGAGCAACACAAGCAUUCUCAUCAACAUCUGCCGACCUUGGCCGUAUCGCUGGACGAUGAUCAGCCAGGAGCAGCAGCAGGCAGCUCAGGUGGGCUGGGCAGGAGCAAGUCACAUGUAGGCCAUCAUGAGCGAACACCAAGUGGUUCACUAGAUACAGACCUUCCCCGCCCACAAGACGAGGAGAACGACUCGCUUGGCGAAUUGGGUCGUUCCCAGUCCCUGUCGACUCGCAAGUCCCUCUCGCAGAUGUCAGCUGCUGAGCGCAGAGAGCAUUCGCGCAAGCACUCCCGCGUUCACUCACGCAACCUGAGCGUCUUCUUCCCUCAACCGGGGACAGAGGCAGAGGUCGAACAGGACAGAUACAAGGUUGGGAUGAACUUUAGCAACGGUGGCGGACAGCCCGCUGGCGCCCUUCGACCUCCGAUCUCAGUAGACACGGCCUUUGGCGGUAGCGGCGACACCCAGCUGCCGAGUGCAGACUCCCUCAUGGGCGGCGACAGCUCUUCAGCAUUCGCGAGUCCCAGUCCGACGAAGAGCCGUAGAGGUCAUCACAGCAAGCACAGCGUUAGCUACCAGCAACACCAAUUGCUAUCGCCCAUCAAGGGCGGCGCUGGCGGUAUGACGCGCGACUCCAGCAACGAAAGCCUGGCGUGGUCGGAGGCCUUGUCCAGGAGUGCAUCAUUGCAGUCCAAUGUGACGCCUCAUGAACAUAGCCCUGCCGCUCAUGCCCAUUCUCACGAUCACCACCACGGCCACCACCAUCAUGGCCAUGAGCAUCACUCGCAUUCGCAUGUCCACAAGCAUGAACAAGGCGGCGAGUCAGCAGCAAAGAUUUUGGGCUUCUUCCCCCGCCUCCCCCCGCUGCCCCCACAGCUCGCCCCGACUUUCGCGUACUCCCUCGCCCAUUUCCUGCUGGGAUCCUCGCUCUGGGUAUCGGGUCAAUCUACCGACCUCCUCUCUGUAACGGGCAUGGGAUACCUAGUCGUCUUCGACUCGCUUGGCUCCUUCAACGAUGUGCUGGCGCAAUGGGUGGGCUCGGUGAAGGGGCGGUCACACGGCAAAGACAGACAUAGGGUCGCAGAAGCCUACUCGACGCAGAGAGUCGGGACGCUGCUCAACUUUGUGCAGACGAUUUACCUGCUUUUCGCGGCAGUGUAUGUCUGCAAGGAGUCGAUUGAGCAUGUGCUUCUUGAGGGCGGGGAGAGUGAGGCAGCUGCGGCUGAAGGGGGGGUCGAUGGGGGGAGCUUGAAUGUGGCCAUGGGUGGCGGUGCGGGUCAUCACCACCACGAUGGUCUCGUUACCCCCUCGGGCCCUCUGUCAGCCGCGACAAAUCCGGGCACGCAGCUGCCGACAGUCCUCCUAGUCCUGGCGACCGUAGCGUGCCUCUUCGCCAACCUCUUCAUGGCCAAUCAUGCAAGCCUCGUAGCCGCCUCUGGCCUGUCGACCUCUUCUUCCCCCUCUUCUCAAGCAUCGCGCCGUCGAGCACACGGCCGCUCAGCCUCAGUGCUAGUCUCUACCUCACAAAUGGCUGCAGGCCCCUUCCUCUCCCUCCUCUCCAACCCUUUCAGUCUAACUGUCCUCUUCUUCUCUUCCUCCCUCCUCUUCGCUGCGCUCAGCCUCUCUCCCCUCCAAGUGCAGGCGUUAGACAAAGUCUUGGCGGGGCUGGAGAGCGUGGCCAUGUGGUACGUUGCUUUGCCGGCCAGCAAAGUGCUGGGGAAGGUGCUGCUACAGACAGCGCCUAAUGUCAGCAAGGAGGAGGGCGGCAGAGCCCAGCUGGUGCAGCUGAUGAGGGCCACCAAGGCGCUUGAGGUGGAGCCCUUAAUUGAGCAUAUUGCAGCACCCAACGUAUGGCAGUUGACGCCUUCCACUUCGGCGUAUCAAGGAGGGACGAAGCAUGGCAAAUCAGGCGGCGCAGGCUCGCUUGGCAGCCUCGCAGCCGCAGCUGCCAGUCUGGGCGUGAGCUCGACCCACUCUACCUCUUCGACACAGAAACGAACAGCGCAGUCGCCUUCGCUCAUCGCGUCCAUCUCGAUCCUCCUCCGCGACGAGGCUCAGGACGACGAUGUACUCCGUAUCACGAGAUGGGCCUACGAGAGGGGAUUGCGGCUGCUGUUGAGGCUGAGCAUGGGCAUGCCCAUGGGCAUCAUGAUCACUCGCACGGCGGUUGUGGGCAUGGGCAUGGGCAUGGGCAUGGGCACGGUCACGAUCAUCAUCACGUUCACGACCAUGACCACCACGGGCACGAUCACAGUCACGCCCAUGACCACACCAUCACACCCUCACACUCGCACGACGCCCUCGCCGGUCAUCAUCAGUCUCAUGAUCACCACGCUCAAAUCCACGCGCAUUACGAUCACGAUCACGGCCACGGUCAGAAUCAUGACGAGCAUCACCACGGGCAUUCCCACGAUCACCAUCACCAUCAUCACCACCAUCAUCACUAGACUCUUCUUUCCGGCGAUAUCGAGCGAUGUCGCGAACGCUCUUACUUGA
Messenger RNA from Jaminaea rosea, 3078 nucleotides. RefSeq lists its product as hypothetical. Lineage: Eukaryota; Fungi; Basidiomycota; Exobasidiomycetes; Microstromatales. The transcript is spliced from 2 exons. The record is from RefSeq and is a predicted model, not a curated record. The coding region runs from base 55 to 3078 and encodes 1007 amino acids.